AACAACAACAGAAAAGAGACAAGCAGACAGGAAUCAACAGUCGCAUGAUAACGUGUUGUCGGCUUGUAAAAUAAUUAUUUACGACAUCAUUAUCAAUACUUUUUUACUGGUUUUUUGGUUUUUAAUAGGCUACUGAGUCACUAUAUCAACUCAGUACAAUGCUCUAUUCUCUCCAUUGCUGCAAAUUUAAAUUAUCUUACUCAUCUACGUAAAAUGUUGAUUGCUCGACCUUGUUGAUGGUGUUGUAGCUUUUCCUGUCCUGUUUGUUAAACACACAUCCUGCAAUUAUUACAUCAGCGUAUUUUUCUUCAUAUAAAUUACUCAAUGAAGCGUAGCUCAAACGUCAAUCUGUGCGUGUUUAUUCUUAUCGAUUCCACUAGUAAUAAGCAGCAGACGUAGAUUUGGCGUUGACGUUACUAAUUUGUUGCCGGUGUCUCUGAACCAUAAAAUCUGCAAUCUUAUUUUUAUUAAUCUGGUUGACAAACAGCUAAUCAACUCAAUUGUUUGAAGACGUAUCAACAAUCAACACUUUUAGCACAGUUGAAAUUUUGAAGUCUUGAAUUAUGGCUGCUAUUGAUAACCUGACUGCUAUUCUGUACAAGAAGGAAGAUUUACGAUUGGAACAGAAGCCAAUCCCAGAAAUCCAAGAUGAUGAGGUACUCAUCAAGAUGGCUUGCGUUGGAAUCUGUGGCUCAGAUGUGCACUACCUAGUUCACGGACGAAUUGCUGACUAUGUGGUCGAUAGUCCAAUGAUCAUAGGUCAUGAGGCAAGCGGCACUGUUGUUAAAACUGGAAAGGACGUAUCCAAUCUUAAAGAAGGUGAUAGAGUAGCAAUAGAGCCAGGCGUCUCGUGUAGAAAAUGCCGAAUUUGCAAGGAGGGCAGAUACAACUUGUGUGCUGGCAUGCGUUUCUGUGCGACUCCUCCCUACGAUGGCAAUCUGUGUCGUUAUUAUGCGCAUGCGGCUGAUUUUUGCUACAAGAUACCAGAUUCUGUGAGUUUCGAGGAAGCAGCGUUGAUAGAGCCCCUCUCGGUGGGAAUGCAUGCUUGUCGAAGGGGAAAGCUGCAAAUUGGAGAUACUGUUCUGGUGAUAGGUGCUGGACCCAUAGGGCUGGUUACUCUCAUAUGUGCCAAAGCUAUGGGCGCCAGAAGAGUAAUUAUAACAGAUCUGUUGGAUUUCAAACUGGAAGUAGCCAAGGAACUAGGGGCCGACCACACUCUACUCGUGAAACCAAGUGAUGAUGAAAAGGAAGUGACCAAAAAAAUUCAGGAGAUACUUGAAGGCAACCUUCCUGACAUCACUAUUGAUUGCAGUGGAUUCGAGUCAACCAUUAAAUUGGGACUACAGGCCACCAGGAACGGAGGAACUUUGGUGUUAGUAGGAAUGGGCGCACAAGAAGUGAAACUGCCUCUUCUGGCUGCAAUGUGCCGAGAAGUUGAUAUCAAAGGAGUAUUUCGUUAUGCAAAUGACUAUCCGGUUGUUUUAUCAAUGAUAUCUUCAGGCAAAUUGAAUCUGAAGAAGCUGAUAACACACAAAUUCAAUCUUGAGGAAACACUGGAAGCUUUCAAUACAGCCAGGACUGGGAAAGGCAAUCCUAUCAAAGUGAUGAUUUACUGUGAUAAAAAUUUGAAUCGAUGAAUUUUCCAAAACGUAUUAUUCCAUGGUUAGUUUAAUUAUUAAAUAUAAUUUAUUAUUUAGUUCAACUGUAGAUAUUGUUAAUUUCCAGUUACAUUAUGAUUGGAACAGAUACAUGGUUGUAUAGUACAUAAGACUGUAUUAUAGAUAUUAUAUUAUAUAAGUAUACAUUUUAAAUACUGUACUUGUCGCGUUUAAUACUACUACUAGUUUCAGAGAAAAUAUAUUUUUGUUAUGAUGUUUUUAAAUAAAUAUAAAAAAUCAAUUGAAUUGUAUUAUGCUUGAUUUGUUGCAUUUGUCCAUAAAUUAAAAAAAACAUGAAAUAGGCAACCAA
Molecule: messenger RNA, 1968 nt
Organism: Nilaparvata lugens (brown planthopper)
Lineage: Eukaryota; Metazoa; Arthropoda; Insecta; Hemiptera; Delphacidae
Product: sorbitol dehydrogenase-like
Exons: 8
Coding region: 564-1637 (357 amino acids)
Biological process (GO): D-sorbitol catabolic process
Molecular function (GO): L-iditol 2-dehydrogenase (NAD+) activity; zinc ion binding
Source: RefSeq, a predicted model, not a curated record